UUAUCGAACGUAGGGCGAUAUAAAUGGUUUACAUUCAUCAGUGACAUCACGAGUUCGCGGCGGCUUCUCUUCUGUGAUGACCCUUAGCGGCAUCUUGAGAGAAAACAAUAACAUGCCGACACCCUUUGAGUCAGCCGCGCGGUUUCUUUCAUGUACGCGUAUCUAUAAACGGAAUUUGCGCAAGGUAUGUUUCGAAUCUAUAUAUGGAAUUAUUUUAGCCGGGAUGUAUUGGGUUCUCACGGGUUGGCGUGAGAAUUCUCAUUCACCUUGCAGAUUUUUUAGAGGAUGGACGUAGACAUUAUUCGGUGGCAAAUUAAUUUAUUGAGGAUAUAUGGUAGUCGAUAGCUACUAUACUUUGAUUCCACAUCGGUUUUUUACUUCAACUUAGUUCUUCGGAAUAAUUAUAUACGACGACGGGAUUUGGAAUUUUGUACAUUUGGAGUUCAUAAUUGGUUAACUUUAUAUUAACUUCAUAACUUCGUAAAUUGUAUCAUCGCAUCUGAAAUUAUAAUGCCGAAGGCUAAGCAGAAGUCCAAGCGGACAACUGUCGACCAGGCUGGGUACUCACGUCCACGGAGAACUGCAACUGCAACAGCUCCGCCUUCCCAGCCCGGAGCAGAGCCUCUCGUCCAGGCACCGCAGCCGAACCCCGGAGUGGAGCAGCGGGGACCUGGUCCAUCCGCAAGUUGCCAGUCAAGUACGAUCCUGCUCAUAGGCGAUUCCAUGAUCCACUGGCUAGCCGCCUUCGCGCAUCGUGAGGGAAAACAAGGUUUGGGGUCGUCAGCCAACGUCGUUUGGAGAGGAAGGAGGGGCCUUAAGCUAGGUCAAGUUAUUGGACAUGUCGAAUGGGUGCUGCCCGGUAUCCAGGUUUCCUCUCCGUCGCACAUCGUUCUGCACGGGGGAACAAACGACGUCGGGCGAGCUGAAAAACACGAAUUGUUCUCGCUUUUGGAUACAACGCUCGGACGAUUGCACGAACAUUUCCCCAAUGCCCUCAUUUGGUCGGAUAUUUUGCCGUGUAGGACCUACAGCGGCUUUAGUAAAGACGAGCAGCCCACAACUGAUCGGACGCGGCGAGCACUAAACAAGCACGCCAGGUGCAUAUGCCGCACGAUCGGGGGCAGUGCUUUGACUCACCUGGACAUCAGGCACGAGCGGCGCGAGCUGUUUAGGAGAGAUGGUAUUCAUCUCUCCGAGACCGGAAAUAAUAUGUUUCUUCAUAGCCUUAUUAAGGGGUCGGGAAACAUUGCAUAGAUUUUCGUGCAGUUUUUUUGAAGGGGUUUUGAUUUAUUGAAUGGUAUUCAUGAGCUUGGUCACAGUCUUGUCCAUAAGGUGUGUUUUUAAUUUAAUACCGUUUUCGGUAGAGAAUUUUUUCAAGUCAUAAUGAAACGUAGUAAUCACGUUUGUUCGGGUAAUUGGUCUAUUUAUAUUUAGCUCAAGCUUUGAAAUUACAAAACUCGUACGUUAUAGCAAAAGAGACUUAUCAGGCUAGUAGUUUUUAUUAAGAUGUGAAGUUGAUUUAUUUAAUGUACAUAUAUAUAUACGGUAUAUAUUUCCCCAUUUUGAUGUUUAAAGAUAGUUAUUAUGUUUCGGGUAAUUGGUUUAUUUAGCUCGAGUUUUAAAAGCAUAAAACUUUUACGUAACGCGAAAGAGAUUUAUUAGGCUAGUGGUUGCUAUUACCAUGUUAAGUUUAUGUACAUAUAUAUAUAUAUCCGCAUUUUGAUGCUGUGUAUUUUAGUUAAUGGAAAUUACAAAGCGUUUUCAUAAGCUUGGUCACAGUUGGGACCACGAACGUGUUUUUCAUUGAAGACUGCUUUUGGUUUAAAACGAAAGGUAGUUAUUAGGCUAUUUUGGUUAAUCGGUUGGUUUAGCUCAAGCUUCGAAAUCUCAAAACGUGGGUAUUGAAAAGAUAUUAUGGUAAUUGGUUGAACGCAUUAUGUUCAAGUUCAAGUUCGUGUACUUCGUACAUUUAUAUAUAUAUAUAUAGCCGUUUCGUGGCUUUGUUUUACUUUACUUACCGAUUAUUGCAGAGUGUUUUUCAUGAGCUUAGUCACAGUCGUGGCCAUAAAUGUGCUUCUAACUUAUUGUUUUUGGUUGGAAAUGAAAGGUAGUUAUCACGCUAUUUUGGUUAAUUGGUUGGAUUUAAUAUGUUCACGUUCAAGUUCGUGUAUUUAGUUCAUAUAUAUAUAUAUAUAGCCAUUCGUGGCUUUGUUUUACUAUAUUUACUGUUAUUGCAGAGUGUUUUCAUGAGCAUAGUCACAGUCGAGGUCAUAAAGGUGUUUUUAAUUUAUUGUUUUUGGUAGAAAACGAAAGGUAGUUAUCACGUUAUUUUGGUUUUGUGGUUGAUUUAGCUCAAGUUUCGAAAUCGCACAACGUUGGUAUUGAAACGAAAUUAAGGUAAUUGGUUGAAUUCCAUAUGUUCAAGUUCGUGUUCGCGUUUAAAACGCGUAGUGAAACGAAAGUAACCCAUUAGAAUUUAGGGUGAAAUCAACAUGUAAGUUUAUAUGCGUAAAUUAUGUGAUAAAAAUAUGUACGCUCAGUGGCGGCGGGCGGUGCCCGUGUGGCGGAAAUUGGCAUUUUUGCCUCUUCGCAUAUAUAUAUAUAUAUAUGUGUAUGCGUAUAUAUGUUAAUAUAUACAUAUAAAGGUUAUUAUGUGUAUUACACACUGCUGCAAAAUACCUCAUGGGAAGGUUGUGUUUUUGAGAAUAUGAAUUAGAUUAUUUUAAUUGGCCAUUGUAUCGGCAGAGCUCAAUAUUUAUUGGUUUCCGGUUGGGGCCCCGAUGAUAACAGGCAUUUCGUCCUGUCGUUUAUUUAUAACAUGUACCCGCCUGUAAAGUAGGCAUCUGUUCGCCUGUUUAAUGCAGUGGAACUGUGUGUCUUCUUGUAUGCAGAGGGGUGUUAUACGUAUAGCCCACUUUGUGGUACUCACAGUUAAAUCCAUAUGAGAAAGUAAACUCUGUUCGCCCUCUUUAAUGAGGAAACAGUGUCGCCUUUUUACGGGCUGUGGGGGGUUGUACACAAGUUCUCGUCUGUUAGUGCCCCUGAUGCAGAGAGUACUUUGGAUUGGACAUGCCGGCUCCAUCCAGUUUUU
This is a messenger RNA of Strongylocentrotus purpuratus (purple sea urchin), 3091 nucleotides long. RefSeq lists its product as uncharacterized. The record is from RefSeq and is a predicted model, not a curated record. The transcript has 2 exons. Bases 511 to 1254 code for a protein of 247 amino acids. Lineage: Eukaryota; Metazoa; Echinodermata; Echinoidea; Camarodonta; Strongylocentrotidae.